This is a messenger RNA of Haliotis rubra (blacklip abalone), 3538 nucleotides long. RefSeq names its product adhesion G protein-coupled receptor E3-like. Gene Ontology annotation, cellular component: membrane. NCBI's taxonomy places the organism in Eukaryota, Metazoa, Mollusca, Gastropoda, Lepetellida, Haliotidae. Gene Ontology annotation, molecular function: G protein-coupled receptor activity. The transcript is spliced from 27 exons. Gene Ontology annotation, biological process: cell surface receptor signaling pathway; adenylate cyclase-activating G protein-coupled receptor signaling pathway; negative regulation of angiogenesis. The record is from RefSeq and is a predicted model, not a curated record. The coding region runs from base 1 to 2820 and encodes 939 amino acids.
AUGUUCUAUGGUCUCGGUAUCGUGUCCAUAAGAGGGGAUUGCGCAUCCCCCACAAGUACAACAACGACAACACCUUCAACGACUGCGAAGCCAACUACAACAACAGUCAUCAAUCCUGCGAACAUCACAGGGAAGUGCAAUCAGACGGACCAGACGUACAUCAGUGGCGAAACAACGGUAGAGGUCGGCUGUAUCUUCCAGUCUUCCAGAAAUCUCGCUGUUACCUGCCAGAAAGGAGACACCUUGAUCUCAUCUUCUGAUAGAAUACUCUAUCGAACACGACGUCAACCUCACUCGAUUUCUGUUCAGCUAAAGUUUACGCCAAUCUUGCGCCGCGAUAGAGGUAACUACUCCUGCAAGGCUACCGUGGAUGAGUCAUCAAGGGAGAUACCUUUCUCCAUGCAGGUGUUUGAAAAUCCGACUGUGACGUUGUUCCCGUCUACGCUGUCCCUGCAGAAAGGUGGUCAGAGGAACCUCACUUGCAAGGUUACCAACACAGGUGCUGUGAAGACGAUCCCUGCAAGUCUGAUUUGGUGCCGCCCAGGUGGAUCCAUCAUAGACAAAUCGAAAGUCGUGAGAGUUAGAGAAGGGAUUGAGAGGCUGAUGCUGAACUCGACUGACGCAUCUGGAAACUACAUGUGUGGUGUCACCAACUGCACAGAAACAGCUACUCUUGUUGUCAUCAAGCCAGGAGAAAAGCUGUGUCCUGAAAUCACAGACUCCAGAGGAACAGAGUGGCCUCAGACUGUUGGAAAUACGACCAUGGUGCUGCCCUGUCCUGGGGGAUUUCAAGGUAACGUUCGACGUGUCUGUGACGUCACUGGUGAGUGGGAAGAAGUAAACUACAUAACCUGCGUGAGAGAGGAGAUAGCCCAAUUAGAGGAAAAGGUUGCUUCGAUCACCGAAGGAGCUGUGUCCAGUGAAGCUGUCAAGAAUGUGCUGGAGAAGCUGCAGGAGGUUACCAAGGUCAACGACUCCUCUGCAGGGGAUCUGGACAAAUUCAUUGACCUUGUGGACACGCUGGUCAGUGCAGUGAGCAGGUCUGGUUCACCAAUUGUAGUGGACACUGCUACAGCACGGUCCUUUGUUAAUGUGGUUGACAACAUCCUGUCUGUUGACACCAGUAAAGAGGACUGGCAGCAAGUUCAGAAAAGCAAUGCAACAAAGGCGUCGUCUUUGAUGAGAGCAGUGACGUCCUUUGGGUUGGCUGCUGCAGCAUCACAGACGGUGAACGAACCUCUGACUAUAAACAGUUCAACCAUGGUGAUGGAAGUUGCGAAGGUUAAGAAACAAGACAUCACAUUUCCUACAGAAAACCUGGAGGGGGAGAAGAGUUCUUUAAGACUUUCUCAGGAAAACUAUGAUGCCGAAGAAAACGUCGCAUACGUUGCAGCCUAUUACGGAACAAUGGACCGGUUUCUACAGAGAAAUAACUCCGGAGAUGACAAGUCAACACAGAAAGAAACACGAUCUCAGAUUCUAUCACUUGCUGUCCACGCUGGCGGUAAACGACUUGCAGAGCUUAACAUGGAUGUAACGCUUAAUUUCUACCAUGGACAGGUCGACAAUGCAGAACUAGAAUGCGGAUAUUGGAACUUUAAUAAAGGUUCCUGGAGGACGGAUGGGUGCAAGAGAAGUCACAUAAACAGUUCCUUCUCAAGAUGUGAUUGUGAUCACUUGACCAACUUCGCUAUUCUGAUGAGUCCAACACGAGUCGUGUCUGACGAAAACCUGCGACUCCUGAAGAUCAUCUCCAUAGUGGGCUGUUCCUUGUCUAUCCUGGGCUGCUUGGUGACAGUACUGACACACGCGUGUUUGUGGAGGAGUGUUCGCUCUACUAAGUCCGUCAUCCUGGUGAACCUUUGUAUGGCGUUGACCUUGGCCUACAGCGUCUUCCUGGCUGGCGUGGAGAGAACGGAAAACAAGGCCGUGUGUACUGCAGUGGCGGCCAUUUUGCACUACUUGUUCCUGGCCAUCUUCUGUCUGAUGUUUGCCCAGGGGAUCGACAUGGCCAGACAGGUAGUAACUGUGUCAAGGAGGAGUUCAAGACUGGAGGUUGUCCUCGCUCUAUCCUGGGGUGUGCCGGCAGUUAUAGUCGGUAUUACCCUGGGGGCCACCAAGCUGGAGGGAUACGGAAAUGACCAGUUCUGCUGGUUGACGGUGGAGGAUGGGGUUCUGUACGCCCUUGUUGGACCAGCCCUCUUCGUCAUACUUGCUAACACCGUGAUCAUCGUCGUCAUCAUGCGGGUGCUGUUUUCCACCAAAAUGAUGAUCAGAAAAGGAAAUAGAGAGAAAUUCAUGGUCAGUUUUCGGAGCCUCUGUGUUCUGAUGCCUGUUCUCGGAGUCACGUGGGUGUUUGGUAUUCUGGCAUUCAACGAAGACACAGUCGUCUUUCAAUACCUCUUUGCCAUCUUCAAUUCGUUGCAGGGUUUCCUGAUUUUCGUGAUGCACUGCAUUUUUAACACUAAGAUUCGUGAUGGAUUGAGAACGGUAUUGCGGCGCUACUUAUCCCAGAUAUAUGAGUCCUUUGAGAGCAAGGACAGGAGUAAACCAACAAGGUCCGAUAAAACGUCAGACUUUACGAACAGCCGUGGAAACCUUACUGAAGGCACAUCAACGAUGGGUGUGCAACUGACAUCACAGAGCAGUACUACCAGUCCGGCCAGCCCAGGAUUCGGGAUGAGCGACCCCAGCCAGGAAUGUCCUCGGAUUUCUGCUGAUAAUAGGAAGGAACCUAUUACAUAUACACAAGAAUUAAUGAACAGAAUUCAGCCGGGACAAACUUUGAUCCGUGGCACUCACUACGCUUCUAAGCUUUAAACAAAUUCCUUUAUGAUAUAUUUGAUAAGAAUAAGAACCAUAACUCUACAGCAAUCACAGGUCUGUGUUUCAAUGUAGGAGUCAUACGAUCUUAGCUCUACAGCUGUCACUUGUCUGUGUUUCAAUGUAGGAGUCAUACGAUCUUAGCUCUACAGCUGUCACUUGUCUGUGUUUCAAUGUAGGAGUCAUACGAUCUUAGCUCUACAGCUGUCACUUGUCUGUGUUCCAAUGUAGGAGUCAUACGAUCUUAGCUCUACAGCUGUCACUUGUCUAUGUUCCAAUAUAGGAGUCAUACGAUCUUAGCUCUACAGCUGUCACUUGUCUGUGUUCCAAUAUAGGAGUCAUACGAUCUUAGCUCUACAGCUGUCACUUGUCUGUGUUCCAAUAUAGGAGUCAUACGAUCUUAGCUCUACAGCUGUCACUUGUCUAUGUUCCAAUAUAGAAGUCAUACGAUCUUAGCUCUACAGCUGUCACUUGUCUAUGUUCCAAUAAAGGAGUCAUACGAUCUUAGCUCUACAUCUGUCACUUGUCUAUGUUUCAAUGUAGGAGUCAUACGAUCUUAGCUCUACAGCUGUCACUUGUCUAUGUUCCAAUAUAGGAGUCAUACGAUCUUAGCUCUACAGCUGUCACUUGUCUAUGUUCCAAUAUAGAAGUCAUACGAUCUUAGCUCUACAGCUGUCACUUGUCUAUGUUCCAAUAAAGGAGUCAUACGAUCUUA